Molecule: messenger RNA, 2113 nt
Organism: Peromyscus leucopus (white-footed mouse)
Lineage: Eukaryota; Metazoa; Chordata; Mammalia; Rodentia; Cricetidae
Gene: Tbc1d10c
Product: TBC1 domain family member 10C
Exons: 10
Coding region: 280-1800 (506 amino acids)
Source: RefSeq, a predicted model, not a curated record
AUCCCAGCACUCAGGAGUCUGGAGACAGGAGGAUCAGAAGUUCAAGGUCAUACUCAAGUAUAUAGAGUUCAUCUCCUGCCUGGGCUACAUGAGACCCUUGUUCCCAGACAGUACCCCUUCACUCCCCAAAAAGAAAGAUGCAGGGGUGCAAGACAGUAAAGCAUAAUUUUUAUUGGAACCUUGAAUUGGGUUUCACAUGCUAGUGACCUCAAAAGUGAUGGUGGUCUGUUAUCUUCAUCUCUGGCAAGCCAAGGAACUCCUCACACCAGCAUCCUGUGGAUGGGAGGAGAUCAUGGCCCGGGCACUAGGGCAAGCAGGAAGAGCCUCAUAGAGGAAGGGGGGAGUCCCCCCCCACCUGGGAGGGGCCCCCAACAGGCUGCUGAAGCUGAGACUGAGGAGGAAGUGAGAGGAGGAGGUGAGGUGCAGCAAGGAGCCUGUGACACUGGGGUCCAGGGCACAAUGGCCCAGGCCCUGGGGGAAGAGCUGGCGCUGCCGUCAGAACUACAGGAUGAUUCUAGCUCGCUAGGGUCUGACUCAGAGCUGAGUGGGCCUAGUCCGUAUCGCCAGGCUGACCGUUAUGGCUUCAUUGGGGGCAACUCAGCAGAACCGGGGCCUGGUCACCCCCCUGCAGACCUCAUCCGCCAGCGGGAGAUGAAGUGGGUGGAGAUGACCUCACACUGGGAGAAGACCAUGUCUCGACGAUACAAGAAGGUCAAGAUACAGUGCCGCAAGGGCAUCCCCUCAGCCCUGAGGGCCCGGUGUUGGCCCCUGCUCUGUGGGGCCCGGCUGUGCCAGAAGAACAACCCUGGCACCUAUCAGGAGUUGGCAGGGGCCCCUGGAGACCCGCAGUGGAUGGAGACCAUUGGCAGGGACCUGCACCGCCAGUUCCCUCUGCACGAGAUGUUUGUGUCACCCCAGGGACACGGGCAGCAGGGGCUGCUGCAGGUUCUCAAGGCCUACACCCUGUACCGGCCGGAACAGGGCUAUUGCCAGGCUCAGGGGCCUGUAGCUGCCGUACUGCUUAUGCAUCUGCCCCCAGAGGAAGCCUUCUGGUGCUUGGUGCAGAUCUGCGAGGUCUACCUCCCGGGCUACUAUGGGCCCCACAUGGAGGCAGUGCAGCUGGACGCUGAGGUGUUCAUGGCCCUUCUGCGGCGACUGCUUCCCCGUGUGUACAAGCACCUGCUGCAGGCAGGCGUUGGGCCCCUGCUCUACCUGCCGGAGUGGUUCCUGUGCCUCUUCACCCGCUCGCUGCCCUUCCCCACGGUGCUGCGCAUCUGGGAUGCCUUCCUCAGUGAGGGUGCCAAGGUCCUCUUCCGCGUGGGGCUGACAUUGAUGCGGCUGGCACUGGGUACCGUGGAGCAGCGCACGGCAUGCCCAGGGCUCUUGGAGACACUGGGGGCCCUUCGAGCCAUCCCCGCCACCCAGCUGCAGGAAGAGGCCUUCAUGUCCCAGGUACACAGUGUAGCCCUGUCUGAGCGAGAUCUGCAACGGGAAAUCAGGAUCCAGCUAGCCCAGCUGCCCAAGUCAUCUCCUGGGCCAGCACCUCUGCCACAGGCCCGCCUUCCUGGGGCCCAAGCCAUCUUUGAGUCCCAGCAGCUGGCAGGGGUUCGAGGAAGCACCAAACCUGAGAUACCCCGAAUAGUGGUGCAGCCCCCAGAGGAGCCCAGGCCACCACGGCGCAAGCCACAGACCCGUGGCAAGACUUUCCAUGGGCUCCUGACAAGGGCCCGGGGACCCCCUAUUGAGGGUCCCUCCAGAUCCCACCGAGGCUCCGCCUCUUUCCUGGACACCCGCUUCUGAGUGUACAGUGCACUUGGUGCCACCAUAUCUCAAUCGUCUGAGCAGCCACGCCAGCCCCAGAAAUGUGCAUUGCACUUCAAGGACCACCCGGAGGAGGGGAGUAUCUCCCCACUUUGAGGACUGUGUCAGGCACAAAGAUAAAGGAAGGCCACUGAGUGGAGUUUGCGGGGAGCUAUCUGGUGCCUGCCAUUUCCAGCCUCAAAGCCAGCACUGAAGGAGUGUGGGGGUGAAGUGUCUGGCUGGGAUACAGUACCCCCAUGGGCUUCUUGUUGGGGAUCCUGAAAUAAAGCCUGACUGAGAAGAUACUUGGAUA